CCUUUCUCGGCGAUAUCGCGUCUCGCGGAACGUCCGCGCACAUCGGGGUGCCGGCGAAGGGCCUGAAGACACGCGACGUCAACGCGGUGACUGUUUCGACGGCACUUCAACAGAUGUUAUGUAAUAGUGAGCGAUACCGAGAAAAUCCGGGAUGCUGCCAUGAUAUCAAACGCUUUACCAAUGCAUUGUUCGCGGCCAGUGGCACAAGUGAAUAUACAUUGUUCGCGAGUGCUAUCAACAAAUUUACCAGUAAUUUUUCCACUAUAAAAGAAUGGCCUAGGAGUCGGAAAAUGUUAUUAACAUGCUUAGGAGUAACUGCCGGAGGCAUCAGUGCCUUCAUCUAUGCUCUAGAUAGCUCGGUAAGAGCUAUUGAUUUGAUAGCUCAUCCUCCAACGUAUAAAUGGGAUUUUUAUGGAUGGUUCAAUUCAUUAGAUCAUGCUAGCAUGCGACGAGGAUGGGAGGUUUAUAAGAAUGUAUGUGCAGCUUGUCACAGUUUGCAAUAUGUGGCAUAUCGUCAUCUUGUUGAUGUUACUCAUACCGAAGCAGAAGCCAAAGCUCUCGCGAGUGAAGUCAUGAUAGAAGAUGGCCCUAACGAAGUAGGAGAGUAUUAUAAACGUCCAGGGAAAUUAUAUGAUUACGUACCAUCUCCAUAUCCGAAUGAAGAAGCUGCUAGGGCAUCGAACAAUGGUGCUUAUCCACCUGAUUUAUCUUACAUGAUAAAUGCCAGGCACAAUGGAGAGAACUACGUUUUCUCUUUACUAACCGGAUAUUGUGAUGCACCAGCUGGUGUAAUUUUAAGGGAAGGACAAUAUUUCAAUCCAUAUUUUCCAGGUGCUGCCAUUAGUAUGGCACAGGCUAUUUAUAACGAAGUCUUAGAAUAUGAAGAUGGUACUCCAGCAACUGCUUCUCAAGUAGCAAAAGAUAUUACCACAUUCCUAAUGUGGACUGCCAAUCAUGAAUUCGAUGAACGAAAACAAAUGGCUAUUAAGGGUAUUGGAAUAUUCGCAAUUCUUAUAAUUACUACAUACUACUUUAAGCGACUAAAGUGGUCGACUGUAAAGAGUACAAAACUAAUGUUUGUCCCCAAAAAAUAUCGUUAGCCAAAUGGAAAUUGACGCCGUGAUGUUAGCUUUUGUGCUGGUAUCAGAAUGUAGUUUCGCAAUUUAAGCAAUGUAUCCGGCAAGUUGUGACUCCUCUCUGAAGAUUUAAACUUAUUCAUAUAUUUGACGAACUGCCAAUUUGUCAACACUCUCUACCAAAAUCUAUUAAAUUAAACAUUGUACAUAGUUAUA
Molecule: messenger RNA, 1292 nt
Organism: Mycetomoellerius zeteki
Lineage: Eukaryota; Metazoa; Arthropoda; Insecta; Hymenoptera; Formicidae
Gene: Cyt-c1
Product: Cytochrome c1
Exons: 8
Coding region: 114-1100 (328 amino acids)
Biological process (GO): mitochondrial electron transport, ubiquinol to cytochrome c
Cellular component (GO): respiratory chain complex III
Molecular function (GO): electron transfer activity; heme binding
Source: RefSeq, a predicted model, not a curated record